Messenger RNA from Phlebotomus papatasi, 2534 nucleotides. RefSeq lists its product as uncharacterized. The record is from RefSeq and is a predicted model, not a curated record. Bases 1020 to 2183 code for a protein of 387 amino acids. NCBI's taxonomy places the organism in Eukaryota, Metazoa, Arthropoda, Insecta, Diptera, Psychodidae. The transcript is spliced from 6 exons.
GAUUCUCCUUACCAGAGCCAACAAACACAACCAUAUACUAUACAUAAUGAAAGAAUCGUUGAAAGCCGCGCGCAAAAGACUGCUCGGGAACAUUGAACGAAAACUGUGGAAUUUCAUAGUAACUUCCAGCAAGAUCUCUUCAGCAACAGUCACUUGUAGCUGGAAAAAGACAAGCAUGGUAGGCAAUUUGUUGGAGGGAAUGAGAUACCACAUACAAUUCAUGGGUGAGCGUUGCUUUCAAGACAUCGAGUCGCAGUAGUUUAUAACCGGUCUCUGUUGAAGAUUGUGGCUUGGAUUUUGAGGUGUCGCGCGCGUCCCUGAAGUGGCUCUCAGAAGGUAGAAAGGGGGGAAGGAAAUCUCCUUGGAAGAUCUGUAUGGAUUAUUGUGGAUUUGGCGCCAGAAAAAGUGCAUUUAAAAUUGCAGAAAUAGCUAAAGAUUCUGUGACAAGUUCAACAACAACUACUAAAAGUCGUUUACGCAUCAGUCGCAAAAGACAUUCCAGCAAGAGAUCCUCUCGGGUCCAGGGGAAAAUGACCAAAAGUGUACCUGAUUUUUAGUUCAUUUUUCUCCCAUCACUCGUCUCUCCCAUCUUCUGUUGGCAAAGACACAACAAAUACACCAAAAAGGAGGAGAAUAACAAGAAACGAGCUGAGGAGAAAAAGUGAUCAAGUGAAUUCUUUAAAACUUUGCUUCUUUUCAAAAAGAUCACAGUGUUUGUGCCUCCCAGAAAAAAAAAACACCAACAAUUGAAACACCUUCAACAGUUUGUGAUUUUUUUUUAUACUGUGAAAAUAAAAACUCCCCCAGAAAAAAGAUCAUCAGUGAAUUGUAACAAUGGUUUAUUAAAUGGAGAUCAACUGAUCAUCACCUGGAAUGUGUGAUCUUCACCGCUGUAAUUGAAGACUUUUCUAGGAUUAGAAAGAGAGAUAUCCCCUGAGAGCUCUGCAGCUCGUAUUUUUCCCCAUCCUCCUGUGACAGAAGAUGGUAGUUGCAUCGGCGGGUGACCGCCUCCGGGAGAUAUGCUGAAGCACAUGCCGCCAGGCGCGGGACAAUCGCGAGCUGCGCGUGGUAACAUCACCAGCAGUCGCCCACCACAGCCACUCAAUGUGAGCGCUCUGUCAACUACAGGACCCGGGCCACCCAAGCUUCUUGCCAAUGGAGGACCCCCACGGAUGUCCUCUAUGAUCAACACCACACCCCUGACAUCCGUUUCCUCCACCAACAAUCUCCUCACCAACAAUCGCGAUCGCAUCGGAGCGAGAGAAGCUCUUACAAGCCUAGGUUUACUUUGUCUCGUUUCUUUGCUCCUUGCACUACUCUCGCUGAUUUUCUUGCUGAAAAUCUCCCCGGGAGGCCGAGAUCCACUGCCACCGCCUGGACCCACAGCCCCAGAGGACUAUGCCAUUGUCUAUGAUGUCACUCUGGCUCUCUGUGCACUCUCCUUAUCCCUCAAUCUCUGCUGCCUUCUCGUCUGUGCCAUCCAGUUUCUCUUUGCUGUGAAGUUGGUACGAGCCCCAGCCACAGUAUCAGGACGUGGCAACAAAUACCUUCAAAAGUCCAGCGUCAGCAGAGUUUGUGCCGUUGGAGGAUUUUUCAUAUCUAUUCCCAUAUUUUUAACAGGGAUCAUCUUGUACACUUUUACACAAUUCCACUCGACUCCUGCAAUCGUGACGAGCAUCCUAAUAGGAGUGGGAAUUGUCUUCUGCGGCGGUGCCAUGGUGCAUAAUGUGUUUGUGUGGCAAAAGGAGAAGACCAUCUGCGUGAGACAGGCACCACUGAAUCUCAAUCUUACCCUCUCACCACCCAUCAGUGCAAUCACGCCGCCGAUGCAGUUUCUCAAUCAUAGCCAUCAGACACCCGUGAGCAAUGGCAAUCACAUCCACCUCAACCACAGCAAUCACACUCCACUUACACAUACAUCCCAAAUCAGCCAGGUAACUCCUUUGACGCCAGUGACGCUCAAUCAGUCCCACCUGUCAAGCUUCAAUCACUCCUUCCUGCCAUCAUAUGGGCUCAGGGCUGCUACAGCUACUCCACCCACACCUAAAGUUAGUGCAACUGCUGCCCUCCUGGGUGGUCGAGAUGCCAGUGGCUCCGUGAGUCCUGGUAUGCCCACCGGAAAUCUCGAUUUGAGCACUGUCACAUCAGCUAAUUCUCCACAUGAACUUUCUACGCUAGUCUGAGAAUUAGAUUCCUCAGACAUCGAAAGAUUCAGCCAGAGAAAAAAGUAAAACGCAUUCAGUGAAUUUUCUCAAGAAAAAUAGGACCUUUUUAUUCGCGCGCCUUUUCAAUGUGUACAAAAAUGUGUGUAUAAAUGUGUUUUUUUUGUAUAGAUUUUCUUUAAAAGCAAAAACAUAAAAAGAACAAAUAGGAAGUUUAUGAGACAUUUAGCUCCUAAAAGAAGUGGAAAAUAGCAAAACAGGAAGCAAAACACUGAACAUUACUUUUCACUGUAUUGUAGGUAAUUUAUUAUUUGAAAUUAGUAUUAAUCAAUUGUAUUCAUUUUUUCGAAAGAAAAACGGUCUCAAACUGAA